Hypoxylon trugodes is the source of this 2594-nucleotide messenger RNA. RefSeq names its product putative multicopper oxidase. The transcript has 2 exons. Lineage: Eukaryota; Fungi; Ascomycota; Sordariomycetes; Xylariales; Hypoxylaceae. Gene Ontology annotation, molecular function: copper ion binding; oxidoreductase activity. Bases 200 to 2326 code for a protein of 708 amino acids. The record is from RefSeq and is a predicted model, not a curated record.
UUCGACUAAUUAGGCAAUUGGUGUUGAUAGCUGAUCAAUUUUGAUUGCCUUUAAUCAGCUGGUCUGCCAAAACCCGAAGCACAAUGCCUUGAUGAUACUUCACCUAUACUUCAUGAUGCUGUGUGAAAGGCGACAAUAAUCGGCGACCUCAGUCCCCCAAGCCAGUAAAUGCCUUCCGUUGACUUCGGUGUUUGAAAAGAUGGUCAUUCACUACCCGCUGAAGGCUCUAUCGCAGACAGGAGAGCGCCGUGUUGAGGCGGGAACUCAAUACUCUAGCGUUGAAGGGGAGGAAAGAGAAGCCGAAUAUGAACGUGAAGGUGAUGAAACAGAACAAAAUGAAUUGCUUGCAUCUGGGCGUAACGGCGUGGGGGAGGUAACAACAAAACCACUAAUAACUCGGCCUCGUCCCACAACCCCGGCCUUUAUAUUCGCCUGUGCCGUGACAAUUAUCGGCUUGGCAUAUCUAGCAUUCUCAUUAGACACUCUUGGACGGCCAACCCGAUCUCCACUAGACGAGGCGUUGCAUGCUCCCCUCCAGCGACCAGAUGAAGACUACGUACUAGAUCCCAAUUGGGAUUAUAGUAUCCCUAGCCAAGUACGAAAGUACGAUUGGAUGAUCGUCGAUAAAGAAGGCAAUCCGGAUGGUAUCGUUAAACCAAUGAUAACAAUUAAUGGUCAAUUUCCUGGGCCAUUAAUAGAGGUCAACGAACAUGACAUAAUCGAAGUCAACGUACACAAUUUAGCUUCCAACGCCACCGCCAUUCAUUGGCAUGGGAUCUUUCAGAAUGGUACAAACUGGAUGGACGGAGCUGCGGGCGUAACUCAAUGCCCAAUUGCCCCAGGGUCUUCGUACCAGUACAAGUUUAAUGUCACCGGGCAAGCCGGUACCUAUUUCUACCACGGCCAUCAGGGAGUCCAGACCCUUAGCGGACUUGUAGGUCCGCUUGUGGUCCACAGUCAAGACGAAGAAGUAAAUCAACGCAUUCUCUAUUCGUCAGACCGAGUAAUCUUGCUCCAAGACUGGUACUACGACUCUGAUAGUGGGCUAAUGCGAGAUGUUUUAUCUCCGGGCGUCGAGGAUGCACCCAUACCCAAUACAGCUUUGAUUAACGGGGUGAAUCAGGCUGACUGUUCGAACCAUCCCGGUCGAUCGUGUUCAGACGAGAAAAAAUUCUUCCCGACCCUGAAUUUAGCCCCUGAAGAGAACCACAGGUUACGGUUCCUUAAUGUAGGGGGAUUCGCCUGGUUCCAGGUAGCGGUAGAUGAAUACGACUCUUUAACAAUUCUCGAAGUUGAUGGAACCUCUAUAGAGCCUACCCCUGAAUCUUCAUUAGUAAUCGCUCCAGGACAAAGAUAUAGCGCAAUAUUGACAACAGACCAACCCAAUGGGGAUUCAUUCUGGCUCCGAGCUAGAAUGAUAAAAUCUUGCUUUGCUAGCCAAGACCUCCCAGAAAACGGGAUUGACGAGGCAAAAGCCAUCGUACGUUACUAUACUGAAGUAGAGGAAGAUGAUGAUGACGACGACGACGAUGAGCCCCUUCCUUUACCUUCAACUACUUCCAACCUCCAAUAUCUUUCAACAUGUAAAGAUCUAAACACAGCAACUUCAUUACACCCUUCCCCGCCGCAACCAGCCCCUGAGUAUGCCGACCACUCAUGGUAUCUCCGCGUAAACCUCGCGAUCGGUGACUGGCGCCUACAACGCGGCGUCAUGAACGCAUCCUCAUUCAGACCAAACCUCAAAUCUCCAACACUACACCGCGUCCUCGACGGUCUCACCUCAAACAACGAGUCCUUCACCAAAGACGGCAUUAUGGACACCGCCUUCGACCCUACCUCCGAGCUAGUUAUCUCCCACAACGGCAUCGCAGACACAGUUGACAUAAUCCUCCAAAACAUGGACGAAAACAGCCACCCCUUCCACCUCCACGGCACGCAAAUGUGGGUUCUAGGUGCCGGACACGGGUAUUUCCCAGGUUACGACGCUCUUGGGCUAAAGCCCGACGGCAAGGGCCUCCUCGAUCCCACGAAUUCGAGUGUUACCCACAAUCCCCUAAAACGAGACACGGUGACAGCUGAAGGCUUUGGAUGGGUAUUGCUGCGGUUUGUCGCUGAUAACCCGGGUGUGUGGCUCUUCCAUUGCCAUGUGAUAUGGCACUCGGAAGCUGGUAUGGGGAUGCAAUUCAUCUCCCGCGCGGAUGUGAUGAAAGAAUGGGAGUUGCCGGAGGAUGCGAAGAAGUUGUGUGAUGCGCCCGAAGAGGAAUUGAGGAAGGGGGCUCCGCCUAAGGAUGAGGUUUUCUUUGGGUUUGGGGACGAUGGGAGAUGACACUAACCUUGCUCUCCAAAUAGCGGUUUGUGAGGUGUAAGAUGGGAAGUUAGCUCUUAGGGCGAUAGCUUAUUGUGCCACACCACAUACUGAUGAUAAUGUAAGUCACGGACCUUUGCUCGGUGUUAGAUGUAAAGCCCGCGUGGGACAUUAGUUUGGAUUACUUCUUCGCAUAUAAUAGGCAUAUCUUGUACAUAUGAGGGCUUGGAAGAUGUAUCUAUAUGAUUGCAUUAUGUUUCAAUUAAACACAUAGGGACAUUAUGAACUU